CUGAUCACUAAUCUCUAUGUGCCAAUGGACGUUGUAUCCGGCUAAUAAAUAAGUUAAAAAAAAUGUAUCUCUAUAUAGUUGACCAACUUCCAAAAAAAAAUUUCUAGUUGAUUUGUAUUUUGUGAAUUGACAACAAAUAAUCAAUAAUUAUUGCUUUCAAUCGAUUAUCGAAUACAUUACAUGUAUUUUCCGAUAGGCCACGUUAUUUUGCGUUACUUUUGCAGUUGCAAAUAUGGAAGGCAUAAUAUAAUGCAUUAUGAAUUUAUAUUCAAUAAGAAGCAUGGGAUAAUAAUGAAGUCUGCACGGGCUUAUGAGGUAGCUGAAAUGCAGGUGUCAGGACAGGACACCUUUGUCCUCUACAUAUCUCCAUGUUGAACAUGUGGAAUGACAUAAUUGGAUUCUGCAUACCAGUCAAGGCAUUACCAUGUUUUAAAAUAUCUUUCCAGACAUGAGGACAAUAAAAUUAUAUUGGACGAUAGGAAUUAAUCUGUUCAGGUGAUUUAUCUGGGUUGAGUCUUUCUCUCAAAGACUUAAAGACUCAAUUAGGACCACCUCUGCGACAGAUCGCGAGUUAGCGACGGUAUCUGGAGUACUCGACGAAAAGCAAAUGUGACGCACGCGCAAAGGAUAGGACACAAAAACGACCACAUCCCAUCCUAAUCUGUACUGUACUGUAUCGGCGACAGCCGGCGAAACGAGGCCGCAUAGCGCGCGUAAACGGCACAAUGAUUCCUUGAACCCAAUGACCCCACGGGUCAACAGAGACUUGCCAAGUCAGCAGAAUGUCCAACAAAGAGGGUUUAAGAACUGUAUAAUCUACAUCUACAUCUCAUACGUAGUCGUUUAAUGGCAGCGCGUCAAGUCGUUUGCAAAGUCAUGAAAGUGGAUCGAUUUCGGGGCCAAUUGGUGGUCGUUUAAAAUCGCCAAGUAUCACGAUUUAUGCGGUCGGAACCCUUUCGAGCCGGGAAUCUGUAUUUCCGCUAUGGGACCCUAUAUACAGGCACGCGUAGAAUUGGGGAUGGUCAUCGUAAUCUAAGCUAAAGGUGAAAAUGAACCUAACGCGGGAAAAUUUUCGGUCGCUGAUUUAUUACGACUUUCGUUGUGGGCUUACUCUACAACAAAGCUAUGGUAGGCUUCUAUUAGCAAUGUUUAAUGAAGCCACAUCUCGUGCCACUAUUUACAAAUGGUUUAACGAGUUAAAGCGAGGAUUUAGCAAUCACAAUGAUGAUCAAAGUUAGACAAUCUAGCCUCUGAUAAAAUUGGGCAAAAUGUUAAACGUAGUUGACCCUGUUUACCCGUUAUGGUAGCAGUUGACGAGCGUUUGUAGUUUUCUAUCGAUUCAAAUUAUCGAAAUGGUCCCAUCACUGCCAAAACUGAGCGUGGAUUACGGGGUAUAGUAAUUAGUAUUUAGCUAAGAGAAAUUUGUUUACACGCUGAAUUUAUUUAUUGAAAUACUGUAAAAUCAGAAAUUUUAAAUAUUUAUUGUGAGUUUAGUCUAUAGUUAUAUACAUUAUAGUUAAGUCAAUAGACAAUUAAUGACACAAGAUUGAAAUUAUUAUUAGUGUUCCUUACGCACUUAUCAGUACCUAGUCAUACUUCUUACCAAUAUUUUUGCAUUUCUACCAAAAUGAAUAAAGGAACUCCGAAUAAGAGUAUUGUACCAAACUUGGAUGGUUUUUGCAAAAGCACGUUUACCCUUACUUUUGUAAUCGAAAUCAUUGGACUUGAAGUAUGGCACGAUUGCAAUGAAGGUUGGUUGGAUUUGGGAACGUGCUAUCAGGCUAUGAAAGUUCAGUAUCAGCUGUAUCCUGGUCAAUCCUUCGACGUUGAUGUAUUGAUGUGGCCUCACGUUGUAAAGGUUUGGUGUGGAAUGCAAUACGGAUGGGCGCGAACUUGGCAGUUUUUGGAAAGAAGAUGGUUCGCUUUUUCGAUUCGACAUGCCUUCCCAGUCAGAGUGGCGGAUUUACGGAGUCACAUAGCUACGAUCACAUCUGUUAUGGGAUUUGGUUCACUCGGUGCAAAUGCGAAAAAUGACAAGAAUUUAGAGGUAUAUUUACCACAGUUGAAAUUUGGAGAGAAAAGGUAUUUCGCCGGAGUAAUUGAAUCAGAACAAAGCGUAGUGGGUUUCUUACAAGAUCUGAUUUGGAAGAAUGUGGAAGCAUUUAUACCAUCUUCAUAUUUGGACGGCCUUUUUGAUACGCCUCGAGCUGUCUCAGAUGUAAGACACCAAGAUGCUGUAAUCGAAAAGGUGCAUGAGACAAUUUUGUGUAGAUCACUUAUUGAGGAAGAAUUCAUACAAGCUGAAGAAGUGGACCAGGCGAGGGAUAGACGUGAAUCGAAAUUUCUUCGAGAGAAGAAGAAAACUGCAGAAGUGCAGAAAUUGAAAUAUGAAAUCAAACUCUCCGGCGAUACCCUUUUGUCAGGUGUAGGAAAGGUAAUACAAUUCGAAACGGUGGGAGAUCAUCCAGUUGACCAAGGAGAGAUGAUAGUUUUGAUCAGCACCAACAAUCUGCCGGCGCAAGACGACCUGCCGAUGAUUUUCGUAAAUAUUGAGAAAAUCACUAACGUGCCUACGGUGGACUUUAUAAAAUCAAGGGUAACACAUCUAUACACACGAUGGAAUAUUGGAAAUGAUAUACAUGAAUCGGAAAAGCAACCGAUAAACAUAAAGCGGACUUUGAACUUUAGCGAUCAUCACACAGUUUUAUUGCACAACUCUACAGCUUCCCGUGUAACGGCAGAAUUUUUAGAUAAUUCGCUUAUUAUAGAGAUACGUGGAACUCGUUUACCUUCAAACCGCGACAAGUCAUUGUUUUACGAAAAGAUUAAGGAAAAUGAUAAAACUGAAAUACUUGACAUUCCCAUAGCCAUAGCAAAGUUGGACACAUCGCCGCUGUCGAAAGGCGUCAGUGCUUGUGUUCGAGAAGAAUGUUCACUUUUUCCCCCACAAGUGGGUGUUCACACUUUAGAUCGCGAAGACAUUUGCACGAACGACACCAACGGAAUCGGGAAUUGUUCAAACCCAGAAGUUAUUAUUAUUCAACCUGCAAUCAUUUUAGACGCCCAGAUGACUUUAGAAGUUUCGAUAGGGUUCGUCGGCUGUAAGCCGAGAGGCUUCGGCUUGAGUUUUUCUAGGUUAUUCUGUAUCGUCAGCGAUUCGAACGCAGUCCUCACUAUUGUGAGAAAAAUUACUGAAAUCAACGACCAAGUAUUGGCGGACUCGGCGAGGGAUAACUUAUUAACGGGCUUCGCGGUGGACGCCGGCGAUAGAGCCGUUUUGUGUGUCGAAGGCCGACGCCACGGCUCCAUACUACGAGUCUGGCACCUGGCUCAGAACUUUUAUUCCAGAAUUAAGAUGCUAUUUUCUACUUCUUCGAAUUAUGCGUCGAGACUGUAUCCCGAUCUGGUGGCAGCGCCUGUUCCGUUUAUUGUGUUAAAAAUGUAUGCGCCUUUGUCUGUAUUAUUGGCGUGUCCCCAAACGUACGUCCGCCCCACAUUACCUUUGCCUACGAGAUCGGCGCUGCUUAAACUUGGAGGAUUUUUAGCCAACAAAUUGAGGACUGCGCCGUGUCGAAGCGAUUUGCCUACGAGCGAAGAGUUAAAGAGUUUCCGACUGGAGCUGUGUUCCCCUCCCCGGCCCGGGUCAUGUUUAUUCGAUUUCAACUUAGUUCCAAAUACGUACAUCACAGAUACAACACGUCUCGCUACAAAUCAUCGAAACAAAAGCUAAGUUCUACUUGAAAACUUUGAAAUCUAUAAUAUAUUCAGUACGUGUUUUAAUUGUGAAUCUUUAUUUCUCACACCUUUAAUUGACUUCUCACCGACAAAUAAUGGCU
Messenger RNA from Pieris rapae (cabbage white), 3836 nucleotides. RefSeq lists its product as uncharacterized. The transcript has 13 exons. The record is from RefSeq and is a predicted model, not a curated record. The coding region runs from base 1628 to 3730 and encodes 700 amino acids. NCBI's taxonomy places the organism in Eukaryota, Metazoa, Arthropoda, Insecta, Lepidoptera, Pieridae.